Molecule: messenger RNA, 1240 nt
Organism: Egretta garzetta (little egret)
Lineage: Eukaryota; Metazoa; Chordata; Aves; Pelecaniformes; Ardeidae
Gene: TPK1
Product: thiamin pyrophosphokinase 1
Exons: 6
Coding region: 1-681 (226 amino acids)
Biological process (GO): thiamine diphosphate biosynthetic process; thiamine metabolic process
Molecular function (GO): thiamine binding; ATP binding; thiamine diphosphokinase activity
Source: RefSeq, a predicted model, not a curated record
AUGACAUCAGUAACAACUGAAAUACAAAUCUUUGGAACGUUUGUGGCACACCAGCAGUCCAAGAAGCAGCAGCAUCAUCUUGGGACAAAUGAUGGAUUAAUUUUUCAUUUCACUGCUCAUUGCUUUCCUUUCAGCUUCUUGCCUGAUUACAUCAGUGGUGAUUUUGAUUCCAUUCAGCCUGAAGUCAAGGAGUACUACAAGGUCAAGGGAUGUGAGUUAAUUGAGACCAUGGAUCAGGAGCUCACAGAUUUCACCAAGUGCCUUCAGAUACUCCAGAAAAAGAUAGAGAAGAAGGGCCUCCAGAUCGAUGUGAUUGUGACUUUGGGCGGACUUGGAGGACGGUUUGACCAAACCAUGGCAUCAGUGGAAACGCUUUUUCAUGCAACAAAUAUCACUCCUUUCCCAGUGAUAGUUAUCCAGGAGUGCUCGCUGAUCUACCUGCUUCAGCCUGGCAAGCACAAGCUGCAUGUGGACACGGGACUGGAGGGCGCCUGGUGUGGCCUUAUCCCCAUCGGGAACUCCUGCGAGAGCGUGACCACGACGGGCCUCAGGUGGAACCUCACUAACCAGGUGCUGAAGUUUGGAACGCUCGUCAGUACUUCCAAUACCUAUGACGACUCCGGGACUGUGACCAUUGAGACAGACAAGCCUUUGCUGUGGACAAUGGCCAUCAAAAGAUAAGAUGAGCCACAGCUGCCUUUUCUGGUCUGACUCAACUCAAAUUACUGCAAAAUUUCACUGAAUUAAGACAGUAAAGCUGUUCCGAAAGAUAAAAGCAGGCACUGAUUUUAUGUACUGAAUGGAAAACAAGUCUGAAAUAAAAGUCACUUGAGAUCAAAUCAAGAUUAGUAGCAAUAAUUGAGUACUUCAUUCUGGUACCUCACACUACUUAAUCAGAAGACACAUGAGCUGCCACCUAACACAAUCACAAACAGAAGUGAAUGUAAAGGAACUGCUGGUGCUUAUCUGGUUAGUUCAGACUACUCUUACAUAGUAUUUCGGUCCAAUACUGAACUGUUUUUUCCCUCUUUUGCCAAAAGAAAAUACAAUACACAGUUGCACAUAGUGUAUCUGUAUUAAAAGGUGAUAUAGCACUAAGAGUAGUUAAUCUCAUUUUUCUAUCCUGGUUUGUAAGAUACGUAGGUGCUGGUGAAGAUCUCUCAAGAAGAAGAACUUUUCUACUUAAGCAGCAAGUUUGUGUACUGAAGAAGCUUCAGUUUUGCUGUAAUGUCAGUAUCAG